UAAUUUUCCUCCUUUUUCCUUCUAAACUAAGUCUAAAAGCCAUGAUCAACACAAAAGACUUAUUCCUUUACCCCUUGUGCACCAUUUUGAAAAAUGGAGUUCUUCCAAAGAACAAAGGUCUUUCGGCUAAAAACCAGCAACCAGAGCAAGUACCUGAUAGCCGAUCAAGAUGAAGAUACAGUCAAGCAAACUCGCGACAGCUCCUCAAAAUACACACGUUGGUCAUUCGAGCCUGUUGAGGGAAAGACUAAUGUCAUCCGCAUCAGGAGCUGCAACAGCUGGAAAUACUUAGCCGCGUCUGAAGAGCCUUUCCUGCUUGGAAUGACAGGAAAGCGUGUUGCACAAAGACCUUGGCUCGGUGCCACAGUCGAAUGGGAACCAAUCAAAGAAGGGCCUUACAUCAAACUCAGAAGUCAUACCGGAACUUUCUUAAGGUCAAACAAAGGACUUCCCCCUUGGAGGAACACCAUUACACAUGAUCUGCCUGGUCAUUGGACUGCAUCUGAGAACAUGAUCCUGUGGAUUGUUGAUAUCCUCGAAAUCGAUCAUAAGUCAACUAAUGGUGAUUCAAAAUCCUUUAAGGGAAAUGCUGUUCCUUCUCGGUUAAGUAAUGCAGUGGAUCAUAAAUCUUUUUCAAGCUGCUCUACUUUGUCAAUUGAGGAUGAUGGCCCUUCUACGAAUCCGGCUGCUUCAUUAGAGCAUUCGAUCUCCUUCAGCAACUUAAGGUCUAUGUUAGAUGGCCUAGACGAUAAAGUUUAUGUUGUAACAGAACGAACAACAUCAGAUACAGAACGCGUUCUCAAAUCAGAAAUUCAUAUGGCUAAACAAUCUCUCAAAGAGCUGAUGGACAUGGACUAUCAUGGCAUCUUAUCUUUAGGACUAUACAAAGAGCUAGAAAAGGGGGUAGGUAUACUUGCUGCUGAUAAUAAAACAUCGCGACAAGAAACUAUACAAGAGCAACUUAAGACCAUGAAAAAUGACCAUGACUUGGCCACUCAGGAUCUAGUAGAGUAUGCUACAUUUGACAGUAAAAUAUUGGAGAUCAAGGCCGAGGUUGAUAAGGAUGUGGCCAAGGCUUGUGUGUUAGAGGCCACUCUUGACAAAUGGUUCAGCGACGAGUAUGUAAAUCCAAGAGCUAACAAAGAGGAGUUGUUGAUGGAAUUACAAGAAACAGAAAGCAGCAUCAAGGCUGUGGAAUUGCUCAGAUCACGAAUAGCGAAGAAAAAUGAGAGACUAGAGGAGAUGGAAGCAAAGGAGGAAUCAUGGCAAGCAAGGAAAGUUGAUGCUGAAAGAAAAUUAGAAAGAGUUGAGAAAGAAUGGGUUAAGAUUAAGAGCUUGUUUAAAAAUGUUCAAUUAAUUUAGGCACUACUUACUUGCUUUAAUGAUUAAUUAAUUACAAUUUGAAAAC
Messenger RNA from Chenopodium quinoa (quinoa), 1408 nucleotides. RefSeq lists its product as uncharacterized. The record is from RefSeq and is a predicted model, not a curated record. The transcript has 2 exons. Lineage: Eukaryota; Viridiplantae; Streptophyta; Magnoliopsida; Caryophyllales; Amaranthaceae. Bases 94 to 1362 code for a protein of 422 amino acids.